Molecule: messenger RNA, 7114 nt
Organism: Dermacentor silvarum
Lineage: Eukaryota; Metazoa; Arthropoda; Arachnida; Ixodida; Ixodidae
Exons: 12
Coding region: 65-4327 (1420 amino acids)
Cellular component (GO): cytoplasmic vesicle
Source: RefSeq, a predicted model, not a curated record
AUUCCUUUCCAGGGAAUUCCAGAGGCAUCUAUGCUCCUCAUCGCUCACGUCAUCGGGUCGGCUAAUGCGGCGCAGCAUCUUGUCAGUGUCGGGGGAUGCCUGCGUGAUAGGUGGUGAUGACGGCGGGGGCCUCGGUGGUGUGGAUCUUUCGUACGAGGACCUGUCUAAGAACUUUGAUGCCAACCUGGCUGAAAUUGACAUGGAGACGUUUCGGUCGGAAGACAUUCAUGCCAUCCUAACGCUUCCUGCCCUCUACGGUGGGGACUUCCAGUCGGCCAGCCGCGGGGAGCAGUGUGCCUCGGUGUCUGGCUCAUUCCUGGAAGCUCUGCCACUGGAUGCCUCAUCAGUGCAUGCAAAAACAGAGAGCAGCUCAGGACAGGAGGAAGAUUCUGGUGAGAUGUCCAUCUGUCGGGACGAGCCACUCUUCUCGCCCGUCAAGGAGUGUGGACCCCCGCUGACGGGAGGGCGGGUUGGUGCGGGCAAUGGGGGAGCCCUUUCCACGGACAGCCUGGACUGCAGCUCGUUUGAGGAGCAUGACCUUGUGCUGACGUGCCAGGCCAACAAGGACAACUACACGAUUGCCUUCCAGCAGAGUGGGACACACUUCUCGGACGACCUAUCGGAAGGCAGCGUGCCCUCGGACCAGCAGAGCCACCACAGCAGCAGUGCUGCGAGUGCUGCGCCGGCGAGUGGUGGUCCUGGGUCCAUGGCACGGUCCGAGCUGUCCUUCACCACCUGGCAUAGGCUAAGGUCGUCGGGCGUCCGGCUCAAGCCGGAUUCGGAUGCAGGGAAGUGCCAGAGCCUCCCCAACCUUCUUCGACGGUCGGCAGCCGUGGCGGGACGCAUGGACGUGGCCGGCAGCUGCCUGCCGCUUUACACGCUGCAGGCAUCCACACAUGGUACAAUUGAUCCACCUGAUGCCCGGUCCGUGUCCCUGCUGCGCCUCUUCAUGCGAAGCAAAGCUGGCAGUGGAGGUUCUCUCUCCAGCAGCCAUUCUGAGAACUCUGAUUCUGUGACCACGCCCCGAGAUGGUGCCACUGCCUACCAACUGCAGUCGUCCAGCGAGGACUCCAGCGGGUCUAUGGAUUCCAAGAGCGACAGCAGUGAAGACCCACCGCUGCCGCCAAAACCUGUGGAGCCGCUUGUGCGGAAAGUGCUGCGGGCCAGCACCAACCUUGUGGGCAGGGAGGCCAAUAACAACAACGUGGAACUAACGGCUGCCAACGACAAUGAACGGUUGAGGAUGGCCACGUCUGAGAGUGAGGAGGAGACUUCGCAGUGCUUCGAGGAUAGCCUCGUGGAAGCGGCGCAGGCACGCAUGAAGCCUGCCAACGCGAGGAGCCCGAUCCAUGAGGAAGAGGAACCGUUUGAGUCCAGCGGGGAUGAAACAAUGAAGGACAGCCGCGACCUGCUGAGCAGUGGUGGAGGCACGUCUUCCGACAAUGCAGGCGUCGUUGAGCGGCGUAACAAUGAUGUGAACUCCUCAUUGCGCUGUGCCAAGGGUGGUGCACUGCUCAGUGGUCCCCUGGGAAAGGAGAGGAUAAAGAAUGUCUUCACGACAGUGAACAAGAACAGCAAUGCCAUGGCAGCAGAGUCGGAUGAUCGGCAGUCCAGCCGCAGCACGCAGACCAAGCGCUUCAACUGCAAUGAUGGCUCGGGAUCCAGUUCUACGAGGAAGGUGUCGGACAGUAGCGGAAGCGGAGAAGAAGGCCGAAACGCGCGUUCUUCAAGUCUCCUCUCAAGUGGCUAUGUGAGCCGACAGAACUCUGUGGAUCAGAUCCACCGGCAGACAUUCCUCCUGAGUGCCGGCGGGAAUAGGAGAAAACAGCCGCCUACGGCAAUAGCUCGAAUGAGGCACUCGAGCACGCAGGUGCCGGUGCACAUUCGGGACCGUGGCAUUCAGACCAGCGUGGAGGGGGCUGUGGCUGAGAACUCAAACUGGCUGUACACUGUUGACGACACGUCUGCAGCGAUGUCAGGACAGCGAAGCUUCAACUUGACGUUGCGCCCCCAAGAAGUUGGCUCGAAACAGGAGGCAGAGCCAAAGCGAUCUAUUUAUGUCUGCUACCCAAAUUACUCCCUUCCAGAUCUUAGUUUUCUGAAGGAGCUGGCUGCCGCCGAGGACAAGCCCGACCUGGUUCUACGUCCCACGCAGCACAAGAUGCCACAGCCUGGUGUGUCAGAAGCAACCGUCGAUGGAGCUGCGGCGUCUGCACAAGUGCCACCCAACGAGUCGCCCGUGCUUCACAGGCGAACCCACAGCAGUGAACCGCACUGGCGGCGACCCAAGUCGUGCAACGACUUCGAGGACCUCUCCCGGCGCAACCUGAGUCACAUUCAGGACUGGGACUCGCUAAGCGUGUUGCUGCCCGCCGAAGUUAAAGCCAUGGUGUCCCACUUCCGCCAUGCUGCUCCUUCCUCGAAUCCUGCGCCGGACUCUCAGCAACAGCGGGGAAUCCUGCGCAAGCUCUCAGACGAGGCCAACAGCCGGCCGAGAAGCCAGUGCGACACCCUUGCUGCGGACAUCGACAGGAUCUCCACGGGCGCCGGCGGCUCAGUCGAGUUCCCCAAUCGGCGCCACUCGCUGCAGGACUACCGGCGGCUCCUCAAGGGCCUCCCCGACCUGGAUGGCCUGCUUCCACCCUGUCCAAACCUGGCCUGCAGUGGAGGCUUGCAGCGGGACACCUCGUUACCCCUCUCCCGGACCAACUCUGAGGGUUCGUGGCGGCGCGUCGGAGGCCGGAACGCGAGGCGCUCCGCACCUCUGGCAGCUACCUGCUCAUCGUGUCGUGCCAAGAAAGCAGUGAGCUUCAGCGAGGACCUGAACGUUCACACAAACGACACACGGCCCAUGCGAGGAGCCUUCUGCAAGUGCACGUGCGGCUCAAGUCCCACGACGAACUAUGGUCAGUGCUACAUGUUCACGCGCCUGAACCCAAUGGUGACCGCAGUGGUGACUCCAGCUGUGGCAGUGCUCAUCUUGGGUGACAAGUAUGGAUUCUGUACCGCAUGCGCCUGUGAUGUGAGCGUUUCGCGCGGCGGCAAGACCGACAUCAAGAUAAACAUCGCUUCACAAAAGCGUAAGAACUAUGUUCGUGCCGCAGAAGUGCAGGGCACCAUCGGCAGUUCCUCCAAAACAAGUGCAGUCAGUGUGAUCCGUGCAGAGUACCUCUUCACGGGAUUUCCUGUCGAACACAACCUGCCGCUAAGUGAGAAGAACGAGUCGAGAGAAGAGCCCUUGGAUGCCCUGGAAGUGGAAUUUGCAGAGCUCCAGAUUCAUCGUGUAAUGUUUAUUAACGUGGAUGCUUGUCACUAUUUCUUUGCAGAGGAGGGACGAAAAGAAGUCCAAGAGCUGGUAGAGUACAUCGAGCAGGCUGACACUGCUUUCCACGGUGACGGGGAGAAAUUCGGUGCUUGUUUGCUCGGUCUACUAAACCUGGGCUGUCUGGACACUUGGUUCCUGACGCUGCUGUCCAGCCCGCAGAUACUGCAGAAGCACUACCAGACGUCUGCCGCUUUCGUGCCGCUUCUCUCGCAUCCCAGCCUGUUCUUCCUGCGCGAAGAGCUUGCCUGCAGCUUGCGCUCCCUCUCCGAGCUUCCCUUUGGCUUCAGCCUGAGCUUCGCCCUGGGUGGCGAAGCGCAGAGCCUGAAGGACGCCAAACCCGCUUCCCGCAAAUCCCCCGGCCUCAAGAGCCCCCCCAGCACGUGCUCCCCAUGCACCCCUAGUGACGAAAACGGCAUCUACGAUGAGAGCGAUGACCUCCGCACUGUGACCUGCCAGAGCUUGGUUGACUCGUCUUCGUUGGAAGAGACGCUAGACAACUCGUCACGCGUCCUCGAACUGCAGAAGAAGCUGAAAGGCGGCCCUGCAGUGGCCAGCAGUGGUCUGGGAGGGACCAAGGCUAUCUACCCUGCAAUGCAGAAGGUGCAAGGAAGUGCAGAGGAGAUGCAACGUUUCCGUCAGCUGCGUAAUCACUGGGAGCAGAUGUCCCAUGCGUCACCCAGUUCGGCGGAGGCAGCCAGUACCAUCACCGCUGCAUCUUCUGCUAAACCCACUUCACCAACAAAGCUUCCGUCACCCACAAAGACGAUCCGCAAGCCCACUGUGACAAGUGGUGCAACCACGGGUGUUGCCAAGAAGAGCAGCGUACCAUCUGCCGACAACCGGCGCCUCAUGCCACGUGGCGCCACCCCUGGCUCCCGGACCCCGAGCCCUAAUAUCUCGGCCGGCAGUGGGCGACCGCAGCAGCAGCAGCGCCGGUCUUUGAUACCAGUGCACCGGGGAUGGAAGAAACCAACUGCCCGAGCGACUGACGGAGCCAAAUAAACCCUGGGCAGUCGCUGAUGAGUCAUCGCAAAGGCCCGGCAAGUUUUUUUCAACCUUCUCAAGGCAGUUUUCCACAGGCCUUUACAAAUUCUACAUCAUCCACCAGUGUCCUGAAGUAGUCAAAGCCCGGUGUCUCGGUUUGAGCUUUGUUAUUCUGCAGUGCAUCUGAUAUGUAUUGUGCCGCCAGUUUCGACCUAACCACUUCAUCACUGUCCUCCACGUCCCAUUUUCUUAUUCUUAGUGUUUUUUCGCUUUUUUGCUGCAGAAGUGUAACGUGCAGUUGUUUUGAUGGCUGUAUGUAACCCUCGUGCCGUAGUCAAAUUCAUGGGUCACGUAUGUGGGCCCAACAUUUAGUUUACAUAGUGCGGCCUUCUCUACAUUAGCAUUUGAGACAAUUUGAACAUUCUGUUUUUUCGCUAGCAUCAACAGGCCUCAGAUGUGGUAUGUACAGAUAUUUUUGUGCUUCAGGACUUCCGGGAACAUUUAUUUUUCUCGCGCGAUGACACCCUGUGAAAAUAAGCUACUAUACAUACCAUAUCUUAAAGUCGGCAUGGCUGGUUGUUGGCGCUGAUGAAGCACUCUGUUCAAGCAGUGCAUGUGAGGCUGUUGUACUCGAGGGAUUAGGAGGCAAGACUUGAGUGACUGUGUUGCUCUUUUAUGCAAACAGUGCGUGGACGCUUUCCUCGUGUGUGUCAUUUGCACACUGUUUUGAGAGACGCAUAGUUGCUUGGCUGAACGAAGCAGCAGCAAAAAAGGCUUAACAUUCUAUGUAUUUAAUGCACACUUGGGAGCGAGGUUUGUGCCGCAACAUCACGACAGCUGUGUGAAGUAACAUUGAAGAGCGAUGUCACCGCAACGGUGCUCUUGUGUUGAAGUGCGGUAGAACGGCGGAUGAAUGUCCGAUAGGCCUAGCCUCUUUAUUCUUUUGCUUAUUGCCCACAUUAACGAUAUCUUGCUCGCUUGUGUUUGCGUUGCUGUCUUGUUGCGUGCUGUAGUCAUCAGUGUUUCAUCUUUCAAUGUGUGCAUUGUCUAGUCAAGAUUGCAGUCACUUUUGUUCGUGUCUGGGGGUGACGCACGCGACAGCACUGGACAUGCCAGCCUGUUGGUGGUGCGCUCAUGCUUUUGACAGCUGUUGCGUUUGUUACAGUUUAUUGUGCCUCUCGUUUUCUUUUGUUGAUCAUUUUCAUGAAUGCGACGGCGUGUGUGCAAUGCACUCGAUGACUGUGCUCGGACCAGCUAGUUGCCAAAUUUUGAGGAAUUUGUAGCGUAAGCUUUGUGUUUGUUGCCAAUAGAUUGUAUUCUUCGCUGCCCGUUUACUGUAGCCUUUAUUCAACUGUUUACGUGAGCCUUCAUUAAAGGUGUAUGCAGGGAUCGCUCCAGUUGCACUGCAGACGCUGUACAGUGCAGUGUUUGACUCGUGUAGCGAAAAUUAGGUGGAUUCAGAAAGCGCAAGCAUAAUAACAAUGUUUCACCAUCUACUGCAGUCUGCGGUAGGCAUUGCAGUUUCUUUGUUCACUGAUGUUUUCUAAUUCACUAGGAGAUUAAAUUUUGUGUUUCUUUGAGGCGUAUCACUGAUGCAAAAAUAAUAAUAAAGCAGCUUCAAUCUAACUUCCUCUGGCUUUGAGGGGUAUUUUUUUAACAUGUUUAUUGCUUUAUUUCCAAGAUCUUCCCGACCCUUUCUGUUUUAUUUUGAAACACUUAUGCCUUAAUUAGUUUUAGUUUAACUUAUCGUUUAUCUGAACAAUUAUCAGUUUAGCUCAGAACAGCAUGUCAUGUGCAUACAGUGUCUAGAUGCUAGUGCAUUUGGUAAGGAAGUUUACUGCAUGUAUUGUCGUUUUGUACCCAGAAAUACUUGGAAAGGAGCUUGUGUACCGUUGCCUGUCUCUGCAGAGUGGUGCUUGGCAGUGCGCACCGUCUUUGCCGAGCUGGAUCUUCUCUUGGAAAGCAUGAGCCGUGCUCUUAUGGGAAAGGACUGUGGAGAAAUGUAACUGUGCCUCAGGUUGUUUCUAUCACUACAGUAGUGUUCUGUUCUUUUCAGGGCCCCCCUUUCAAUUUCUCUCUUUCUUUUUUUUACUCUAGCAGACGUUACAGUGCUGCAAGUCUCUUUAUACGACAGUACUUUUGUGAUCUUUUCUCUUUCCUGAAUGUAUACCACUAACUGCCGGUGAUGUAGUGUUGCACCGGUGUUUUGUCUUCUGAUUGUAUGCGUUCCAGAUUUACUGAGCUUGUUCAUGUUAUUUAUGAAUAUUGUUGCAGGGACAUAUCUUUUAUUUUAGGAGAGCUGUGUGUGUUUUUUUGUUCUGCGAGUUUUCACGGUGCACGGAAGCUGACAGGGGCUUGCGUUCUGUAAAUAUGUGCCAGAAAUUGUACGUGUGUGGACCUGUGCGUGACGCACGUACACGUGUGGACGUCAUAUGCGAGAGUUAAGCUUUGAAUGGGCUUGGGAAACUACAUUCCUAAUUACGGUAAUUUCUUUUUCUUGUGAUGUUCGUAGAUGUAGCCGGUUUCCUGUGCAAUGUAUAUUAAAGGAGGUGACAUGCGUCAUGUACUCGGAAUGGUCGCCCGCAAAACUUCCAACAUCGUAUGUUAACCGUGUAAAAUACUCUAUAGAUAUAUAAAACAUGUUCCCCUUCACCUUAUGCAUGAGUUUAGCCUUGUUAAUUGCAAUUUCUUGUGUUGUAACACAGUUUUAGUUAGAAAUCUACCAGCUGUUUGUUGCACAAAUUAUUUCCCUUUGUAACAAAAAGUGCAUAUGAUGAAAUAAAGUGUCAACGGCAGUAAAAAGUG